Molecule: messenger RNA, 1974 nt
Organism: Pistacia vera
Lineage: Eukaryota; Viridiplantae; Streptophyta; Magnoliopsida; Sapindales; Anacardiaceae
Product: trifunctional UDP-glucose 4,6-dehydratase/UDP-4-keto-6-deoxy-D-glucose 3,5-epimerase/UDP-4-keto-L-rhamnose-reductase RHM1-like
Exons: 2
Coding region: 1-1974 (657 amino acids)
Biological process (GO): nucleotide-sugar metabolic process
Molecular function (GO): dTDP-glucose 4,6-dehydratase activity
Source: RefSeq, a predicted model, not a curated record
AUGCAUCAACCUGAUUCAUAUGUUCCCAAAAAGAUCCUGAUAACUGGCGCUGCUGGUUUCAUUGGCUCCCAUGUCACCAACAGACUCAUCAAGAACUACCCUGAUUACAAGAUUGUGGCCCUUGACAAGCUAGAUUACUGUUCUAACCUCAGGAACCUGUUGCCUAGUCGAUCCUCUCCAAAUUUCAAGUUUCUUAAAGGAGAUGUUACUUGUGCUGAUCUUGUUAAUUACCUCUUGGUUGCUGAAGAUAUUGAUACAAUUAUGCACUUUGCUGCCCAAUCCCAUGUUGAUAAUUCUUUUGGUAACUCCUUUGAAUUUACCAAUAAUAAUAUACUUGGCACACAUGUACUUCUUGAAGCCUGCAAAGUCACUCAACGAAUCAGGAAGUUCAUUCAUGUUAGUACUGAUGAAGUUUAUGGUGAAACUGAUAUGGACGAUGACAUUGGCAAUCCUGAAGCUUCUCAACUCCUUCCCACAAAUCCUUACUCUGCCACUAAAGCAGGGGCUGAAAUGCUUGUCAUGGCUUAUCACAGAUCUUAUGGCCUUCCAACAAUCACCACUAGAGGCAAUAAUGUGUAUGGCCCCAACCAAUACCCAGAAAAGCUUAUCCCCAAAUUCAUUUUGCUCGCGAUGGAAGGCCAGAAAAUGCCAAUUCAUGGCAAUGGCUCAAAUGUAAGAAGCUAUCUUCAUUGUGAUGAUGUUGCUGAGGCAUUUGAUGUCAUACUUCAUAAAGGGGUGAUUGGACAUGUUUACAAUGUUGGCACUAAGAAGGAGAGGACAGUCCUUGAUGUGGCAAAGGACGUAUGCAAACUGUUUCAGUUGGAUCCUGAAGAAACUAUACAUUUUGUUCAGGACAGACCUUUUAAUGACCAGAGGUACUUCUUGGAUGAUCAGAAGCUCAAGAGGCUAGGGUGGAAAGAAAGAACACCUUGGGAAGAAGGGCUAAAAAUGACAAUGGACUGGUACACUAAGAAUCCACAUUGGUGGGGUGAUGUUUCUGGUGCUCUUAACCCACACCCUUGCAUCUCAAUGCUCACUGACUCAAACGACAAUGAUGAUGCAUUGUUCUUUCACCGUCGUCGCACAACUGAAAGUGACAGCAUUAAUGGUUCAGAAAUGAAAAUUUUGAUAUAUGGAAAGACUGGUUGGAUAGGAGGGAUAUUGGGAAAGGUCUGUAAGGAUAAAGGGAUCAAGUUUGAGUUUGGAAGAGGAAGAUUGGAAGAUAGAUUGUCAGUCAUAGAAGACAUAAAGAGAAUAGGGCCAACUCAUGUGUUCAAUGCAGCAGGAAUUACUGGGAGGCCUAAUGUUGAUUGGUGUGAAUCACAUAAGGCUAAAACUAUAACAACUAAUGUUGUAGGCACUCUGACUCUAGCAGAUGUAUGCAAAGAGUACAAUCUCCUGAUGAUGAACUUUGCAACUGGCUGCAUAUUUGUGUAUGACAAAAAGCAUCCAGUAGGAUCUGGCAUCGGAUUCAAGGAGGAGGACAAACCAAACUUCUCUGCUUCUUUCUACUCCAAGACAAAGGCUAUGGUUGAGGAGCUACUUAGUGAAUAUGAUAAUGUCUGUACCCUGAGAGUUCGUAUGCCAAUCUCUUCUGAUCUUAGCAACCCGAGAAACUUCAUAACAAAGAUUACUCGUUACAAUAAAGUGGUCAAUAUACCAAAUAGCAUGACAGUGCUAGAUGAGAUGCUGCCAAUCUCCAUUGAAAUGGCAAAAAGAAACUACAGAGGAAUCUGGAACUUCACCAAUCCAGGAGUGGUUAGCCACAAUGAGAUAUUGGAGAUGUACAAGCGUUACAUAGACCCCAAAUUCGAAUGGACCAAUUUUAACUUGGAAGAGCAGGCCAAGGCGAUUUUAGUACCAAGGAGUAACAAUGAGUUGGAGGUCACCAAGCUAAAGAAAGAGUUUCCAGAACUGUUGCCCAUUAAAGAUUCAAUUGUUAAGUAUGUCUUUGAGCCUAACAAGAAGACUUAG